AUUACCGCGUACACUUGAACUGUUGCCUACUAUUAUAUUUUAUUGAUUAUUGAUGUGUUCACACAAGUAUAAUUAGUCCUCCUGUCACUAGAUGGCAGCACAUCACUGAAAUGUGUUCUCUAUAGUAUCGUGCCCAUGACAACAUGCCAAACUACCAGUCCAACUGAGCCAGGCAGGCUUACGCAUGCGCACCACCGUCCCGUCAGCUGCAGCAGCAGGAAGGUCGGGGCAGGCCGGUAGCAGCAGCCAGCGUGCUCUCCGCUCCGUGGGAAGAAGGGAAACAGCGGCCUCCGGUUGAAGUGGAAAAAUGCACGUACGGGAGUUAUGGACGGUGCUCUGCGCCCUGUGCCUGGGCUGGGUGCGGGGAGCUGAUGACAUCGUGGUAGGCUGCGGGGGAUUCGUAAAAUCUGACGUGGAUAUUAACUAUUCUCUGAUUGAGAUUAAGUUGUACACCAAGCAAGGCACAUUGAAAUACCAGACAGACUGUGCUCCUAAUAAUGGAUAUUUUAUGAUUCCUCUUUAUGACAAGGGGGAUUUUGUUCUUAAGAUUGAGCCUCCCCUAGGGUGGAGUUUUGAGCCAGCAAGUGUUCCCCUUCAUGUGGAUGGAGUAAAUGACAUUUGUACAAAAGGAGAAGAUGUCAACUUUGUUUUUACUGGAUUUUCCGUCAAUGGAAAGGUACUCAGCCGAAACCAGAAUUUGGGUCCUGUUGGAGUUCAGGUUGCAAUGAGAAGAGUUGGGAGUGGAGUGAACCUACAGACAACAGUUACUCAAACAGGAGGAAAGUUUUUCUUUAAUAAAGUCCUCCCUGGAGAAUAUGAAAUUGUUGCAUCUCACCCCACUUGGACUUUGAAAGAGGCAACAACAGUUGUUCAGGUGACGCAAUCAAAUGCACAUGCAGCAAACCCUCUUAUUGUUGCUGGCUAUGAUGUCUUGGGCUCUGUUCGGAGUGAUGGGGAACCAAUGAAAGGUGUAAUGUUUCUGCUGUUCUCAUCAUCCAUCACAAGAGAGGAUAUUUUGGGCUGCAACCUGUCACCAGUAGAGGGCUUUGAAGGGAAAGAUGAAUCUGUUUCCUACCUGUGUCAUGCCGUAUCCAAAGAAGAUGGAUCUUUUAUAUUCCAGACACUGCCAAGUGGGGAUUACAGUGUGAUCCCGUUUUACAGAGGGGAGAGAAUUACAUUUGAUGUUGCUCCCUCCAGGCUGGAUUUCACUGUGGAACACGACAGCCUCAAAUUAGAGCCUGUCUUUCAUGUGAUGGGUUUCUCUGUUACUGGUCGGGUUUUGAAUGGGCCGGAAGGUGAAGGAGUUGUUGAUGCAGUCGUUACACUCAACAAUCAGAUGAAAGUUAUAACAAAUACCGAUGGGUCAUUCCGUUUGGAAAACAUGACCGCGGGUACAUACAGUAUUGAUGCUCAGAAAGAACAUAUAUACUUUGAUACACUCACUGUGAAGAUCGCGCCAAACACUCCACAGCUUGCAGACAUCGUAGCAGCAAGAUUUAGUUUGUGUGGAGAAAUUUCCAUCACACAUUUUCCUGACAGUAUAAAAGCGAUGAGCAGAUAUAAAGUUACUCUAACACCACAAGACAGGGAACGGACAGCUGUCCUGACAACAGAGUCCGAUGCUCAAGGAGCCUUCUGCUUCCAAGCUAGAAGAGGAUCCUACAACAUACAGGUUUUCAUACCAGAAGCUGAGGUGAAAGCUGGCCUUGCAUUAAAACCGGCUGUGUACCCAGUGACUGUAACAGACAAACCUGUUAUGGAUGUGUCCUUUCUACAGUUCACUGCAUCUGUUUCUGGCAAAGUGUCCUGCCUAGAUGCCUGCGGGGACCUGACUGUAACAUUGCAGUCCAUGAGCCGGCAGAGAGAUAAGCGCACCCUGCAGGUUUCCAGCAAGACAGAAGGUGUGACUUUCACUUAUGAGGACAUUUUACCUGGCAGGUAUAAAGCGAGCAUCAUCCAGGAAGACUGGUGCUGGAAGAAUAAAUCUCUGGAGUUUGAAGUCACGGACGAGGACAUUGUUGGCAUAGAGUUCAGACAGACUGGAUACAUGUUGCGAUGCUCCCUUUCACAUGGCAUAACACUGGAGUUUUACCAGGAUGGGAAUGCACCUGAGCAUGUUGGGGUUUAUAACCUAACAAAAGGAAUCAACAGAUUCUGCCUUUCAAAACCAGGUGUCUACAAAGUCACCCCGAGAUCUUGCCAUCGGUUUGAACACUCUCAUUACACUUACGAUACGUCUUCACCCAGUAUACUUACUCUGACGGCUAUGCGACAUCAUGUCCUGGGAGCCAUAACAGCUGAUAAACUAAUGGAUGUGACCGUUACUAUUAAAUCUUCCAUAGAUAGUGAGCCAGCCCUUGUGUUAGGACCAUUAAAGUCUAUUGAAGAGACACGUAGAGAGCAACAGCUGGCAGAGAUUGAGCUUCGCAGGCUGGAGAGAGAGAAAGCUGGAGCAGAAGAUGCGGAGAUACGACCGCCCACUCAGGAAGUUGUAGAGGAACUUCAGGGGCCAUUUACAUAUGAAUUUUCCUAUUGGGCAAGAUCUGGUGAAAAGCUCACCGUGACGCCUUCAUCUAAAGAGCUUCUCUUCUACCCGCCCUCUGUCGAGGCUGUUGUCAGUGGAGAGAGCUGCCCAGGAAAGUUAAUAGAAAUCCAUGGAAAAGCUGGUUUGUUUCUUGAAGGACAGAUACAGCCAGAAUUAGAAGGUGUUGAAAUUGUAAUCAGUGAGAGAGGAGCAGCUUCACCUCUCAUAACAGUAUUUACUGAUGAUAAAGGGUCAUACAGUGUGGGACCUUUACACAGCGACCUGGAGUACACCGUUUCUGCUCAGAAAGAAGGCUUUGUUUUGACUGCGAUUGAUGGAACAGUAGGAGGCUUCAAUGCUUUUGCCCUUGCUGGAGUUACAUUUGAGAUCCGAUCAGAAGAUGAUCAGCCUCUAGCUGGAGUUCUCCUGUCUCUCAGUGGUGGAAUGUUUCGCUCAAACCUUCUUACCCACGACAAUGGGAUGUUAACAUUCUCAAACCUGAGUCCUGGGCAGUAUUAUUUUAAGCCCAUGAUGAAGGAAUUUCGCUUUGAGCCUUCUUCCCAGAUGAUAGAGGCACAAGAGGGACAGAAUUUAAAGAUUCAAAUCACUGGCUACAGGACGGCUUACAGUUGUUAUGGAACAGUGUUCUCUUUAAAUGGUGAACCAGAGCAAGGAGUGUCAGUGGAAGCCAUGGGACAGAACGAUUGUUCUAUCUAUGGUGAAGACACAGUCACAGACGAGGAGGGGAAAUUCAGACUUCGCGGGUUAAGGCCAGGAUGUCUUUACCAUGUGCAGUUGAAAUCUGAGGGAAAUGAUCAUAUUGAGCGUGCGCUGCCACCAUAUCGUGCAAUAGAGGUUGGCAGCAAUGAUAUAGAUGAUGUCAACAUUAUUGCCUUCCGUCAAAUCAACCAGUUUGACUUAAGUGGAAAUGUGAUUACUUCACCUGAGCACCUGUCUACCUUACUGGUAAAGCUCUAUAAAAGUGACAACUUGGACAACCCAAUACAGUCAGUGUCUCUGGGACAAUCUCUGUUUUUCCACUUUCCCCCUCUGCUCCGAGAUGGAGAGACGUAUGUUGUGCAGCUGGAUUCCACCCUACCCAAGUCUCAGUAUGACUACACCCUGCCCCAGAUUUCCUUCAGCACGCAGGGAUACCACAAACACAUCACUCUGACAUUCAACCCUACGAGAAAACUACCUGAGCAAGAUGUUGUCCAGGGCUCAUAUCUUGCACUUCCUUUGACCCUGCUGCUGUUAUUUGCCGGUUACAAGUAUGACAAGUUGGUUCCCCUGCUGCUGCAGCUGACAAGUCGUCUGCAAGGAGUACGGGCACUUGGACAGACAGGAGUUGACACUGGCAACCCAGAGGAUGCAAAGAGACUUCAAAAAAGACAAAAGACACGGCGGACGUAAAGAAAAGGCAUCAUGGUGUGAAGUGACAUUGACGUCAUGCCUGGACCCUUGGGACAUGUUAUGGAAAUGCUCCUUAGUUUGGAAGAAACUACAGACUAUAAAUACAGAUUUACUAAAGCACAUCAUCUCCCCUUCCCCCUUUUUUUUUUCUUAAUAAAAUUUGUUUUGUACAUUUGGGGUGUAAAUAAACAUUCUGCAGCCUGAUUUAUUUCGCAAAUGAAAAUUGACCACUUUUUUGUAAUUUUUUUCCACUGGAAAUAAUUUAUUUUUCGUUAUCUCUGAAAUAUUUGAUGACUGUUGAGACUAACACAAAUUCAUUUAUCUGCAUUACUGAUUUCCCAAGGAAGCUAAAUAAAAAGUGCUUUGUUUUGCCUUUUUA
Molecule: messenger RNA, 4316 nt
Organism: Pseudophryne corroboree (corroboree frog)
Lineage: Eukaryota; Metazoa; Chordata; Amphibia; Anura; Myobatrachidae
Product: BOS complex subunit NOMO3-like
Exons: 31
Coding region: 308-3937 (1209 amino acids)
Cellular component (GO): endoplasmic reticulum membrane
Molecular function (GO): carbohydrate binding
Source: RefSeq, a predicted model, not a curated record